AUAGAACAGAUUCGGUAGAUAAAGAGUACGUACUUUAAGGGGAAAAACUCUCCUAGCAGGUGCUCCUCAUGGCUGCUGUACUUUUCUUUCUUCUAAUUUCGGUGUUUUCUUCACUAGCAGGUGCUCAACAAAGAUCAUCUCACAACAUAAGUUUGGGCUCCUCCCUCUCCACCACCAAUACCUCAUCGUGGCUCUCACCUUCUGGCCGAUUUGCUUUUGGAUUUUACUCAUACGGCAAUGGCUUUGCUUUUGCUGUUGGAAUUUGGUUUGCUGAAAUCCACCAGAAGACUGUCGUUUGGACAGCGAACAGACAAGACCCGCCGGUGCCAGGAAAUACUACGUUACGCUUGACAACUGAUGGUGCGCUCAUCUUGCAAUCCGCCCAAGGCCAAACCAUCAAAUCCAUCACUAAUAGUAACCAAUCUGUCUCUUACGCUUCUCUGCUCGACUCUGGCAACUUUGUUCUCUGUAAUUCAAGAGGAGAGGUUAUAUGGCAAAGCUUCAACUAUCCGACGGACACUCUUUUGCCUGGUCAGCGUCUGCCGGCCGGAGCAGAUAUUAUCUCUAGCGUCUCACAAACCGAUCACUCCAAUGGAAGUUUUCGUCUCCUCAUGCAGCUGGAUGGAUACCUGGUGCAGUACCCCGUAGACGCUCCAUUCACGGAGCCUUACGCUUACUGGGCUUCGGGUCCUGAAUCUGCCCAACAGCACGUUAGUUUGAAUUUUGACAGUGAUGGCCACCUCUGCUUGCUCAGCAGCACCAGUGUCAACAUAAAAAAUGUAACAAACGGUGGAUUUGCUACCGGGAAGACGAUGGUUUACCGCAUGACGAUCGAUGCCGACGGGAUCUUACGGCUCUAUACGACUAGUUUGGAUAGAAAUAGCAGUGAUUGGUCAAUUGUAUGGAAUUCAACGAACGAUUACUGUGUUCCCAAAGGGCUGUGCGGCAUAAAUGCAUAUUGUAUUCUCGUGGAUUCAAAAGCUGAUUGCCAAUGUCUACCUGGUUACGAUUUCAUUAACAAAAAUCAACAGACUUGGGGCUGCGCGAGGAAUUUUAGUGCAGAGAGUUGUGGAACCCAGAACCAAAACAUCGAGUACAACAUGCUUCCUUUGGACCAUACCACAUGGGUAGAUGAACCGUAUACUACCUUAUGGUCCAUUACCACUGAAGAAGAUUGCAGAAACGCCUGUUUGAAGGACUGCAGCUGUGAAGCUGUAACUUUUAAUCAACAAUGCAAAAAACAGAUGCUUCCGUUGAGAUAUGGGAGAAGCAGUGUUAAUGGUGAUCAGUCGACCAUGGUUUAUGUUAAGGCAGGAAGCAGAAGCAAAAUAAAUGGCACCAGCACCAGAAACAAGGACAUUCUAAUAAUAAUCGGAGUGGUACCAUUGGCAUUCAUUGUGCUAGUGUUUUCUGUUGUUUUUAGUUAUAGGAACCGCGUUGGGGCGUAUAAGAGGAUCCUAGAACAAAGAAAUAUAGAAUUAACCGAGGAGAUCGCUUUAAGAUCGUUUACAUUCGCUGAGAUCCAAAAAAUUACACAAGGUUUCAAGGAAGAGGUGGGCAAGGGAGGUUUUGGAACAGUUUUCAAAGGAACUUUACCAGAUGGCGACAACCAGAAGAUGGUCGCUGUCAAGAGACUGCAUAACAUGUUGGACGGAGAGAAGGAGUUUCGGACUGAGAUGCGUGUGAUUGCCAAAACCCAUCAUAGAAACUUAGUUCGAUUGGUUGGUUACUGCUACGAUGGCUCUAAUAUGCUUCUGGUGUACGAGUACAUGAGCAAUGGAUCACUUGCAAAUUUACUCUUUACGGAGGAAAGACAACUACAUUGGCAUGAUAGGGUGGGAAUUGCUUUAAGCAUAGCUAGAGGCCUUCGAUAUUUGCAUGAUGAAUGCGAGAGCCAAAUCAUCCACUGCGAUAUAAAGCCUGAAAACAAACUCAUGGACGAGUUGGACUGUCCAAAGAUCGCUGAUUUUGGAGUGUCGAAGCUGUUGAAGCCAGACCAAAUUCAUACCUUUACAGGACUCAGAGGGACAACGGGAUAUCUGGCGCCGGAAUGGUUAGGGAACAAUCCCAUAACAGUUAAGGCAGAUGUCUUCAGCUUUGGGGUUGUGUUGUUAGAACUAGUAUGUCGUUGUCGCAGAGUGGAUCAUAAUGCUCCUGAGGAUGAGAUUGAUCUUAAGUAUUGGGUCAACGACUGUUAG
Molecule: messenger RNA, 2198 nt
Organism: Nelumbo nucifera (sacred lotus)
Lineage: Eukaryota; Viridiplantae; Streptophyta; Magnoliopsida; Proteales; Nelumbonaceae
Product: G-type lectin S-receptor-like serine/threonine-protein kinase LECRK1
Biological process (GO): recognition of pollen; protein phosphorylation
Molecular function (GO): protein serine/threonine kinase activity; ATP binding
Source: RefSeq, a predicted model, not a curated record